UUUUAUGGACCGAGAACAAGUCCUUAUACCAACCAUAGUUAAAACCAAUUUAUCAAAUUGGCUUCGCUUCGGCCCAAGAGGCCGAAGCUUUCGGAUUUUAGGCAUAAAUCGAAGAGAAGUGAAGCUUAGUGCUGCUGCUUUGGACAAUUUCGGACUGCUUCGGGCUGCUUUGGUCAAAUUCGAGCCACUUCGGGUUUGUUUCAGUUUCCCAAGAAUAUAGAUGGUUUGAAAGAUGUUAUGGAAAUCCCCAAGGAUUGGAUUUUGAACGACUUUUCUCGGAUUCAAUUUGGUGGCUUCUCGACUUUGGGGGUUGGUGAUCGCGCUAGACCGCCUCUUUCUCCAAAUAUUAAUUCCCUCAAGGCGACGGGUUGCUGUCCCGAGAUUUCAUUGGGAGGGGAAAGCCUCCCCUGUCAGCUGAAUCUGCGUGGGGAAGAUAUUCUUGUACAGGUGGCAGCUGCUUUUAUCCUUCAUGAUUCACCUGUAUUUGGAAAAUCUGGUGAUUCAAAAAGGGGAAGCUCUUUCUUGGUCUCUCCUUCCUCUUCGAUGGUGUCACUUGUGUAUCUCUUUACCCAUCAAAAAGUUGUUGGCUACGCUUGGUGUUUUGUACUAAUUUUAAGCUUUUUCACCUCCAAAAUGCAUCCCUUACUGUUUCGCCUAGCCGCAGCCAAGAAAAGUCGCUUACGUUUCGACCCUCUUCUGAUUAAUCCCUUGGCUAUCGUGGUUGUGGAGCCAAAGGAACCCAAGUUACUUCUGAAGAAUGUAGAUACAGUGACGGAGGCAUUGGAGAUGGCUGCGCUUGGGAUGCAAGUGGUGGUCUCCCUUGAUGCUAGGCCGGAGGAGCCUUAGUUACUUUUGGAGAAUGUAGGUACAAUGACGGAGCCAUUGGAGAUGGUUGUGCCUGAGAUGCAAGUGGUGGUCUCCCUUGAUGCUAGGCUAUUGGGCGUUGAUCAUCUUCCUGCAAUCGAGGCCUCUCUAUCUAUUCAAGGACCUAUGGAUGAUUCACCUCUAGUGGAGAAAAUGAUGAUGGAAAUGGGCAUGGAAGAUGCCCCUCUUGCUGUGGUGAUACACGAAAUCAGGAAGCGUCGUAAAACCAAAGCUCUGGUGGAGGUUAAGGAAAAGCAGUAGGUGGCUGUUGGGGAUUCAGAGAUGGUCGAGGCUCGUACUCCGACAGGAAAAGCGCAUGUUUCUACGAAGAAGAAGGUAUUUCAGAGAGGAGUGCGUUCCUCAGCAAGAUUGGAGGAACGCGAUGUUCCCAAAGGAGGCUAUAUGGCUACUUCACUUGCUUUCCGCGACCUUGUGAUGGUGGACAUUGAUUCGGCUGAUGAAGAGCAUUAUGAGUCUAUGAUGCUUGAAGAUGCUUUCUUUGAGUGUGAUCUUUUUGGACCAUGUUCUUCUUCUUUUCCCUUGCCUCUUUUUUUAUGAAUAUCAUGUCUAGGAAUGUUAGGUGAUUAAGUGAUCCCAGGAAAAAGAGGGACAUUUUGUUUUUAGUUUCAAAGUAUAAACCAGGUAUUUUGGCUUUACAGGAGACCAAACUUCCUAGCCCUAUUCUUUCGAGUGUUAGGGAAGUUUGGUGCUCAGGGGUGGUAUGUUUUUAUAAAAUUGACGCUAUUGGAAAUUCUAGUGGGGUAUGGAUCCUUUGGUUGUUAAUAAUUUUGAGUAUGUGGUCAAAGAUAACUGUUUACUUUUGGGUUUCAGGGGUCCUAUUUUGGGUUUUUGUUGGGGUUUCAUGAAUGUAUAUGGGCCUAUUGUUUCUGCUUUAAAAGUUGGUUUUAUUA
Molecule: messenger RNA, 1775 nt
Organism: Amborella trichopoda
Lineage: Eukaryota; Viridiplantae; Streptophyta; Magnoliopsida; Amborellales; Amborellaceae
Source: RefSeq, a predicted model, not a curated record